Varanus komodoensis (Komodo dragon) is the source of this 1898-nucleotide messenger RNA. It is a transcript of the gene TFG, whose product is annotated as trafficking from ER to golgi regulator. The transcript is spliced from 9 exons. The coding region runs from base 292 to 1482 and encodes 396 amino acids. Gene Ontology annotation, biological process: endoplasmic reticulum to Golgi vesicle-mediated transport; COPII vesicle coat assembly. The record is from RefSeq and is a predicted model, not a curated record. NCBI's taxonomy places the organism in Eukaryota, Metazoa, Chordata, Lepidosauria, Squamata, Varanidae. Gene Ontology annotation, cellular component: endoplasmic reticulum exit site. Gene Ontology annotation, molecular function: identical protein binding.
GACGAAGCUCUUCGGCGCCAUGAUCCUGGCCGUCAGGUCGUGGGUGGAGUGCGCGUGCGUGGCGGCCCGGCAGCUGAAGGGGCAGUAACCGACUUGGUGGUCUCCCUUUGCCACGUACGGCGGCGAGGACGGUAGUAUCCCCGAUUCUACAUGUGGCUGCCUAUUAUAUUUCACUAAUCAGCACUGUAUGGCGAGACAUCUGAUCUCCAGCUGAAAGUAGAAGGAUAAAUCUGCCCAGCUAUUCAAUAAACUUUGUGAGAGAGUAGCUCUGUAAAAAGGCCAGAGGUAACCAUGAAUGGUCAACUGGACUUGAGUGGAAAGCUUAUAAUUAAAGCUCAGAUGGGUGAUGAUAUUAGGAGAAUUCCGAUUCACAAUGAGGAUAUCACCUAUGAUGAGUUAGUGCUGAUGAUGCAGAGAGUUUUCAGGGGAAAGCUUCUCAGUAAUGAUGAAGUCACAAUAAAAUACAAAGAUGAAGAUGGGGAUCUUAUAACAAUCUUUGAUAGCUCGGACCUUUCCUUUGCAAUUCAGUGCAGCAGGAUACUGAAACUGACACUGUUUGUUAAUGGGCAGCCAAGGCCUUUAGAAUCCAAUCAGGUAAAAUACCUCCGGCGAGAACUGAUAGAACUUCGCAACAAAGUGAAUCGUUUGCUGGAUUGCUUAGAGCCACCUGCUGAACCAGGCCUUUCAACCAGUCUCCCUGAAAAUGAUGUUGCAGAGGGUAGGGAAGACAAGCCUGCUACUACUGACUCCACUGUCAAACCUUCUACUCAAGUUAUAGCAGCAAGUAUGUCUGCUUUUGAUCCAUUAAAAAAUCAAGAUGAAAUCAACAAAAAUGUCAUGUCAGCAUUUGGGUUGGCAGAUGAUCAGGUGUCAGGACCCCCCAGUGCCCCUGUAGAAGAACGUUCAGGAACACCUGAUAGCAUUGCUUCCUCAUCCUCUGCAGCUCAUCCACCUGGUGUUCAAUCACAGCAGCCAUAUGUAGGUGCUCAGCCACAAACUGGUCAAAUAGAAGGCCAAAUGUAUCAACAGUAUCCACAACAGGCUGGAUAUCCUGCUCAGCAGCCUCAAGCUCAACCCCAGCAACAAUAUGGUAUGCAGUAUCCAGCAGGCUACAGCCAACAGACUGCUCCUCAACAGGCACAGCAGUUCCAAGGAUACAGUCAGCAGGCAUCACAGCCUCCAGCUCCUGGCUUUCCUGGCCAGGCUCAGCAGCUGCCAGCUCAGCCUCCCCAGCAGUACCAGGCAGGCACCUAUCCACAAAACUACACAACACAAGCAUCCCAGUCUGCUAGUUAUAAUGUGCCCCCAGCUUCACAACCUGGAAUGGCUCCAAGUCAGCCAGGGGCUUAUCAGCCAAGACCAGGCUUCACCCCACCACCUGGAACUACUAUGACACCUCCUCCAAGUGGCCCUAAUCCUUAUGCACGCAACCGUCCUCCUUUUGGCCAGGGGUAUACCCAGCCAGGUCCUGGCUAUCGAUAAGGAUGUUCUGCUGCUGAAAGGCCCCAGGUAAAUCCAAGCAGCUGCUGAUGCUUUUCCAUCCAUAUAGACUCCAAGGUUCUUUAACUGAUUACAAAAACUAAUGAAAGACAGAAUAUUGUGUGGUAUCACUGUUGCUGUUUAAUUUGCUGGGAUAUAUGACCAAAUGAAUCUUGUUUCCUGCUUUAAAUUGCAUUGGCUCUCUAGUUUAAUAUUGAUUUUUGGAAACACUACCUAAAUGUUUGUAAAGUAAUGACAUUCUAGCUUGCCAUAUUAAACUGCUAGGUGAAAAUCUAGCUCACUUAUCUGGCUUGUUUUUACUAAUACGAUGAUGUACUAAAUUAGACCCACUUGUUAAAAGAAAAAUAUGAUGUAUAAAUUGUAACAUGCUCUCUGAUUGAAUAAACAGUCAAACUCAA